Molecule: messenger RNA, 7178 nt
Organism: Blastomyces dermatitidis ER-3
Lineage: Eukaryota; Fungi; Ascomycota; Eurotiomycetes; Onygenales; Ajellomycetaceae
Product: chloride channel, other eukaryote
Exons: 8
Coding region: 495-3260 (921 amino acids)
Biological process (GO): chloride transport; transmembrane transport
Cellular component (GO): early endosome; Golgi apparatus; membrane
Molecular function (GO): voltage-gated chloride channel activity
Source: RefSeq, a predicted model, not a curated record
UCUCAUGUUUGAGAACAAAACACAAAACAAAACAAUCGUUGUAGAGGAAUAAAUAAUAAUACUUACUAUAUGUAAACCUCCCUCCCUUCCCCCCCGCAGUAACAGUGACCUCAUCGCGCGUUUCUCCUCUGGCGCUAGUUAGCGCUCCCUCCCUAACUAGUUAGUUAGUUAGUUAUCUAUCUAUUUAGUUAAACAACCCCAAACAACUUGACCUCAAACAAAACAGAACAUCAUCACGCCCGCGCUCUAUCUACAUUUGUGUGUGUGUUCAAUUCUACUACAACCGUCUCUUGAAUGCGCCAGUUUGGAUCCUAACCUUUUUGGGGGGGGGACUUGGGCUGGCUUGCUUCUGCCCUUGGAUGGUUCUUGGGGAGGAGGGCGGCCUUCAUUUGCUUGACUGUCGGAAAUAAAGUAACACUUGACUUUCCAAGGAAGUGUGCUUGCUACUUCUUCCUCGACUACUACUGUUGCUACCACCACUCUACUACAAUACAAUGACUCCUGCUCUCCAGCGAUCCGUCUCCAACGCUUCUGGGCUGGGUGGUGACGACGACGACAGCACCAGCGACCAAGAUGAUAAUCCCCGGCUGAUAGUGACCUCGCCGCCAUCCCCAACCAGCCGGCGUGAACAAACUACUCGUUUUGCGGAGUUGGAUAUCCGCAGCCGUCUCCCCCGUCGUCCCACAACAACAGACAUGGACGAGAGAACAGGUCUCUUGGGCGCUGCGGACGACUCAAACCGCACUUACACCACCAUCCCCAACCCUGCCUCUAGCACCCGCCCGCCCCCUUUCCACAGACAUCCCAGCACCGCUGGCAGUGUUCGGAUACCCAGGAACCACAGCCGCGCAAACUCCCAGGCUGUCAAGUUCGGUGGACGCGACUGGUCGCACACAGAUACGGGGGACUAUUCCUCGAAGAAUUCCCUGGGCGCCUCGUUUUUGGAUGACAGGGUGUGGUACGACCAGUUUACAUCCACCGACUGGGUGCAUGAUAGCAUCGCAGAUGGCAUCCGGCUCAGACAGCUGCGGAGCCGCAGGGAUAUUCGCGGGCGGCUGCUGGCUUGGGCUGACGGAGCGCAAGGCUGGAUUUUGGUUGCGGUCAUUGGAUGCCUAACGGCCUGCGUCGCGUAUUUCGUCGACGUUACGGAGAAUGCCAUGUUUGACGUCAAAGAAGGGUUCUGUACGGAGAACUGGUUCUUCAGCAGACGACGCUGCUGCUUGCCUGAGGAGCACGAGUGUGAUGCGUGGUUGUCCUGGGCGGAGAUUUUAGAGUCGUCCCCCAUCGACCGGAAAUGGAUCGACUUUGUUGCUUUUGUCUUUUGGGCUGUUGUUCUUGCAGCGUGCUCGUGUGUACUUACGCUUCUUACGAAAACAGUCGUGCCGUCAUCGGUCUCACUAUCUACAUUGGAUGAGGAUCUAGGAGCUGAGAUAGAGUCGCCCGGCGAUUCACCGAUACGCGAUCGGAAAACAAGCUCCUCUAGCCAGUCGCCACAGAGAGGGAUAGUUGCUGCUCCCCCUAUGGUUUACUACUCUGCUGCUGGAAGUGGUGUUGCAGAGGUGAAGGUCAUCCUCAGUGGGUUUGUCCUUCAUGGAUAUCUGGGCUUCAAAACACUGGUCAUAAAGACGUUGGCUCUUGUGUUGGCUGUCGCCUCGGGACUAAGUGUUGGAAAAGAGGGCCCCUACGUCCAUAUUGCCUCUUGCAUUGGAAACAUAUCCUGUCGAAUAUUCUCGAAGUAUCACCACAACGAUGGUAAACGGCGUGAGGUGUUGAGUGCUAGUGCUGCUAGCGGUGUUGGUGUUGCAUUUGGUGCCCCUAUUGGAGGCGUCUUGUUCGGUCUGGAAGAAGUCAGCUAUUAUUUCCCUCCCAAAACACUCUUUCGAACAUUCUUCUGUUGCAUUGCUGCCGCCCUCUCUUUAAAAUUCCUGAACCCGUAUGGCACCGGAAAAAUUGUGUUGUUCGAGGUUCGAUAUGUCUCAGACUGGAAAGUUUUCGAGCUUCUGAUAUUUAUGCUCCUCGGGGUCCUUGGAGGUGCUUCGGGUGCCUUGUUUAUCAAAGCCUCGAAACUGUGGGCACAGUCGUUCCGCCGCAUUCCCGUUAUCAAACGCUGGCCGCUGCUGGAAGUCGUCUUAGUUUCAUUAAUCACGGGCUUAGUUAGCUUUUGGAAUCGCUAUACGAAGCUGCCCGUUUCAGAACUUCUUUUCGAGCUUGCCAGUCCGUGUGAUCCGGACACCGAAUCGAGAACGGGACUCUGCCCCACGGGCGACAAGAUCCCCGAGGUGAUCCGUUACCUUGUCAUUGCUUUUGUUAUCAAAAGCAUUCUGACCAUUAUAACAUUUGGCAUCAAAGUGCCUGCCGGCAUCUACGUUCCGUCUAUGGUUGUCGGUGGCUUACUAGGCAGGAUCGUCGGCCACAUUGCCCAGUAUUUCGUUGUACAUUUCCCAGACUCUUUUCUUUUUGGCAGCUGCUCCAGCUCGCGGGAUGCUCUGUCGUGCAUAAACCCGGGAGUUUACGCUCUUAUCGCUGCUGGCUCUACGAUGUGCGGUGUUACGCGACUUUCUGUGACGCUGGUUAUCAUCCUGUUUGAAUUAACGGGUAGCCUCGACCAUGUGCUUCCCUUUUCCCUAGCAAUCCUCUGCGCCAAAUGGACUGCGGAUGCAAUGGAACCGCUGAGCAUCUAUGACCUCCUCACGGACAUGAACUCCUACCCCUACCUCGACAACAAACUCCACCCAACCUCCGACAUCGAACUCAGCGAACUCGUCCCCCGCGUCCGCAAGAACCGUAUCAUAGACAUCUCCAACUCCCCGCUCGUCCCCGCCACGGAGCUGCGCCAAAAACUCGACGUGCUCCUCCUAGCCGGCGAACUGGACGGCGGCCUGCCGAUCCUGCGCAAGAAUAUCCUGGUCGGGCUGAUCCCUGCGCCCGAGCUUGAGUAUGCGCUUGAUAGGCUCGAGGACGAGGAGGAGGCGAUGUGUUUGAUGUGUAUUGAUAGUUCGUAUGAGGGUUGGAGUGCGGAGGGGGAUCGGGAUCGAGAGAGGGUCGAUUCAACGGGGCGGAUGGCGGAUUUUACACCGUUUAUUGAUCCGGCUCCCGUGGCCCUCGAUAUACACUCACCCAUAAGCCUCGUCUAUCAAUGCUUCGUCAAACUCGGCCUGCGGUACAUGUGUGUCCUGCGCGAUGGGCAGUAUGCGGGGCUGGUGCAUAAGAAGUCAUUUGUCAAGUUUAUGAAGGAGCAGGGGAAGGGGACACAUAAGUGAGACUUAUGAUAUAGGGGGUCCCGGGGGGAUGAAAGUGGGUGUUUUUGUUUUUCUUAGGGCGGGGUAAGUGUGAGAGUGGAAGAUGGUAGAUGAUGGUACAUGAAAAAAGACAAAGAGAGGGAGAAAGAAGAGGGUCGGUGGGUGGGUGGCUUGGCUGGCAUGUAUAGAUUCUUUCCAUUUUCCAUUUUCCAUUUUCUUGCUGGUUGAGAUUCCCCAGUGAUACACACACACACACAUACACACACACACACAUACACAUGCAUGCAUCCAUAGAGUUGUGGUUUUCUUUCUUUUGCAUACAUAAUACAUAUGGAUUUCAGCUCUUUUGGGGAAAUUUAUUUUAUUAUUUUUCAGUUUUGAUAUCUGUACUCCGUACUGUUAAAAAUGAUAAGUUGUUGUUUUAAGAUGAAGUAGCGACGGAAGAACAUUGAGCCGGAGUCCCGCAAUGCUUUUGGCUCCAACUUCCAAGCCGGGCCGGCAAUACUGUUCCGAACCCCAACGCCGCCGCCGGCAAUUCAACCACUUGUUCCCGACCCGACCAACCGGCAAACUCCCCGAUUUCCCCGAGUUCCGUCAGAUAUCUCUCUCUCUCACAUAGCUAUAUCGCAACCUCGCAACCUCGCAACCUCGCAACCUCGCAAUCUCCCAUCCAAUCUACCCCUCCCACGUCGUGCCCUCAUGCCAACGAGCACCCUCCGUUUCUCGCCCCGAUUCCUCCCCUCGUUUGCUCCCUCGUCGUCGCUCCGUGCCGCAAAACGCUACUCCAAAAGCCCCAUUAUCUCGCCAGCAAGAAUGUCGUCCACCGGAACAGCUGCGCUUGCACGCAAUGCGAAGGCGGAGCGGAUUCGCAAUCCGGCUCUCUUGUAUGUGUACCCCACACGCCCCUCAAUACGAGUUAGAUGAUUAUGAAGAGACCUGAGGAGGCUGUAUCUUUGUAGCUACUACAGGACGCGACAUGGUUUACUGACCGCUGCGCUGGGAUUUGAUUUGCGCUUACAGCAUUUGCGAUAUCCAGGAGAAAUUCCGCCCGGUUAUCUAUGAGUUCCCGAAACUAAUCACCACAACAACCAAACUCCUCAAAGCCGCCAAACCCCUCAACAUCCCCAUCUACAUCACAACCCAAAACCGCGCCCGCCUCGGCGCCACCGUCUCCGAAUUCAACCCCUACCUCGACCCAGCCACAAACCCCAACGUCCGCGCCGACCUCGACAAAACCCUCUUCUCCAUGGUAACCCCAGAGCUGAAAGCCUGCUUACCCACCACCACCACCGCGGCUGCCGACGGCGGACAGCCAGUACCCCUCGACGCCAUCAUCGUCGGCAUCGAGUCGCACAUCUGCGUCACGCAGACGACGCUGGACCUGCUGGCGCUGGGCCACAGAGUGUAUGUGGUUGCUGAUGGGGUGAGCAGUGUGAACCCUGAGGAACGGGUGGUGGCGCUGGCGCGGCUGAGGGAUGCGGGGGCGAUUGUGACGACGAGCGAGAGUCUGUUGUUUGAGAUUAUGGGGGAUGCGAAGCAUGCUGUUUUCAGGCAGAUUAGUGGGCUUGUGAAGGAGAGUGGGGAGGAGACGAAGAAGGCGCUUGGGGUGUUUUGUGGGAGUAAGAUUUGAUUUUGUUUUUAGGUUUUAGUUAUUUUAUUACAUUGUUUUUGUUUUUUUUAAGACGUGGCUGUUUUUGUUUAUGGAGGGAACUGGUAUCUAAUCCUAAUCUAUCUGGCUAAGAGAAACAAGGGGUAAGGGAACAAUUGUAUGUUUCUGACAUGUAGAGGGUAUAAGUCUAUCUCAUAUUCGGCGAAUGUAAAGCUUUUGUGAAUCGAUGGGGCUGAUGAAAAGAAAUGUGAGGCCUGCGAAGGCACCAACAACAUAACUAGGUGCUCCGUCACGCAACGAACAUGUUCUCAAUUCCAGUAUAUAUAUAUAUAUGUAUGUCAUAAUCAUCUACCCAGCAAAACUCCCAAAUAGCUCCUUGACUCCGCGCUCUUGGCUGCCGCGCUCUUGGCUGCACUUUCCCUCGUGUCUUCUCCCACCAUACUGCACUGCCUCUGCAAAAGAGCAGGGCCGGCCCGGGGGCGGGCGGUGAAGGUGCGAGAUAAGAGGAGGGAAGACAACAGCAGAGAAGGAGAAGAGCUGAGUGGAGGAAAUUGACAGCCGCGGCGCCGGAUGCUCUGUAAAGUAGUUCACUAGUACUAAUUUCCAAAAAAGAAAAAAAGAACCAAAAAAAUAAAGGAACCGGUUCAUCGAACUGGACUGGCAAAUACUGCAGGUGGAGGAAUGGUAGGGCGAUCAGGAGAACAGAGAAACCGGUGGCUGAGGGCGUGUGGUGAGCGAGAGAAUCGGGCGCAGCUGAACAUUUAAGGCCAUGCAUGACUGGACAAUAACUAUAUGUCCAUGGAAUGACUAUGGCGAGCCUGCUCAGCGGGUGUGCGACAUGGACCGUCCGUAGCCCUUAUCCCUCCCCUCUCUCCCCCAGCAAGAUUCCCAACCCCCCACCCUCGCUCACAAAGGGCUACAGAAAGGGGGGGGAGAUGCAGGGAGAGAGCGAGAACCCACCCGCGAGAAAGCAAUAGAAAAGAGGGCGGAGCGAGACGUCUUUUGAAGCGGGGAGGGCGCGGACGCCACUCGUCGCUGAUGAGAAAAUACACAGAAACCCGAAACCGUACCGAAGUGGCGGGCGAUGAGAAAGUAUGCAGCAGCAUUGUACUCAGGCCCAGUGACGUAGGUAGUAUUCACCAAGUUCUUUCCUCUUCCCUCAAGUCUGAAAUGUAUUGCCGACAUGUUCCGAAUCAAUUCUGCCUUCCUCUCCGUUCAGACUUUCCUCACGCAAACCAUCCUUCAAUGGGGUUGCUUUUCAACGCCAUAGACUCCCGAGAUAGAGUGGAGGGUUAACACUGCGUGAGCUGAUCCGGGGGUGUGAGAACGGCAAACCAGCCGUCGAAUAUCUCCUUUGAACAAAUGAAUCGUUCGGGGACAAAAGUGUAAAGUGUUAAUGGGCGGGUCGCGAAUUGCGCGCGGGCUUAGUGGUGCUGGCCCGCAGCAGGAUGGAAAGAGUAGCGACUGGCGCUCUGCUGUUAACCGGGCGCGGAGCUGAGAGGGUAAGUGGUGGAAGGUGGGGACCCAUUACAUGGGGGCAAGAAACGAACAAAGCGCAAAUAGAGAGAAGGGAGAAAAGAAAACCUGGGCGGGUUAAUUCGGGAUUUGUUCUUUUAUCAGCCCUGGUGUGCAAAGACGGGGGGUAGACAGUUGGGAAAAGUUCGCGAACUUAAGAAGGGAAGAAAUCGAGAGAAAACAAAAGAAUUUAUGACAAGAGGAAGGACGGAGAAGUCGAAGAAAACAAUAGGCAAAAGUAGAAAUUUCAAAAGAAAUAACAGAAGAGAAUCAAUCAUCACCCAUUAAUCCAUCAAACCCAUCAACUGCUAAAAACCACGACCUGCACAACUUUUCACACAGCAUUGUUGAGGAGACCACACAACCCAAUCGAGUCACGCACGCACACACCCACCGACAAACAGAAAUAAAAAAUAAAACAAAUAAAAAGCAAAGAGCAAAGAGCAUUCCUUCUCCGUCUACAUAUUGAUCAGAUGCACCUUCGCCAUCUUCCUGAAGAUAUUCUCGUCUACAGCGGAAGCGUCACCGUUCGAUGUUUUGGCGCCUGCACCAGUACCACCAGCAGCAUCACCACUUUUCCAGUCAACAGCCCACUGCCUCAACGUGAAUAGUUCAUCGAUAAAAGCCGGGAGAAAUGUGCCGGGGCCGUGUACUCCGUCUUUCAUGGCGGCGCGCUCAGCGGCAAUUUCGAGAAGGAGUAAACUGGCGAACACUGCGAGUAGCUUGUCACUUCUGUGCACGGCGAGGAAGGAGGCGGCCAUGGUGCCGAUUAUGCAGCCGGUCUAGGCGGUGGAGUUGGGUUGGUUAGUUUGGGC